GUGCCCUUACCUGGCGAGGCGGUUGAGGGGUGUCCCGGGGGCGGGGCUUGCAGGCAGGAGCAGCUGCGCUUCCAGCGUUCCAUGUGCAUGUCGCUCAGGUGGUGGAGGCCAUCCGGCUGGGGGACAGGCCGCAGGGCAUGGACGCGGAGGAGGCCGCCGUGUGGGCUCUCUGUGACGAGCUGCUCGCCCCGGGCAUGGAGGUCGGCGACGAGAGCUACGCGGCCGCGGUCAAGGUGCUGGGCGAGCAGCGCGUCUUCGAGGUGGCUUCCACGGUGGGCUACUACACCACGCUCAGCGCCAUCCUCAAGACCUUCGGGGUGCAGCCCCCCCCGGGCGAGGCGCCGCCGAUCCCGCCGCCGGCGCGGCUCUGAGGGGUACGCCGCGGAGCGGCCGCGGCGCGGCCGCGGCGGCGGUGCCCGCCCAGAUCGAGUGGCUACCGCGCGGAUGAGGACAA
Molecule: messenger RNA, 454 nt
Organism: Prorocentrum cordatum
Lineage: Eukaryota; Dinophyceae; Prorocentrales; Prorocentraceae
Source: the annotation of a GenBank genome assembly